This is a messenger RNA of Anas platyrhynchos (mallard), 4191 nucleotides long. The record is from RefSeq and is a predicted model, not a curated record. NCBI's taxonomy places the organism in Eukaryota, Metazoa, Chordata, Aves, Anseriformes, Anatidae.
GAAACACCAUAUUGACAGCGGUGCUCAUGUAUAGGCUGUAGGGCUUCGCGUGAAAGAUCUUUCCUACCCAGUAGAAGGCAGUGCUUGAUAUUUUCAGUUAAACAGAGUGAAGGGUGGUCCCAAUGACAAGGAUCACGAGCUGCCGGGCUGUUUUCCGUGUCUGCUGUUACAAAGAUAAGGAUGUUUGUCUUCUUCCAGUUCCUCCUGGUUUUCUUUGUGCUCCCCUUACUCUGUCUUGGACAACAAAGCCCCUGCUUCCUUUUUGGGAGGGCAGCGUGGGGGCGGCGGCAGGGGCAGCGCUGUAGCAGGAGUUCCUCACUGCUUCGCGCAGGGCUCUCGCACCUUGCGAGGAGCUCAGCUGGCACCUCUUGGAGCUUCUAGCAAUCAUGCUGUAGGACCGUCCACUCGUAUGACAGUUUUUAUUGUGAUAAUGGGAGCAAAAACCAACUCCCCUUACAACUCUGGAUAGCCUCCAAAAUACAACCCCCUCUCCCCCCCACUCCGUCUCUCUAAAAAGUAACUUCAAAUGUUUAAGUUAAACCUAAGGAAUAACUCAUGCCCCAGAAUUAAGCACCUCAUUUUAGUAGAAAUGGAUCUCCUUUUGAAGGAACUGUUUUGUGUACUCGGGUACCAGUUCUUCUGCGUCCAUUGCUUCAUUUGGUGUCCCAGCCCUAAGAGUCUAGAUGACAAAUGUGGAUUCCUCAGGAGCAUUUGUUAAGACCAAAGCUUUGGGAUACGUGGAAGCAGGCUCUGACGUUUUUAAAUGCAGGUCUCCAGCCUGGGUUGAAGUCAUGAAGGCACCAGAUCGUUUUAAUGGGGAUCACCGUGAUGGUGGACCCUCUGAAGUGAUAUAAAAGGAAGGGAAGCUUUUUCUGACUUGUGCAUCGUGGGCGUGCUUAGUGAAGCUGGCUCUAACAGCGUUUUCUUAUGUGUAGGUAUGAGGACGAGACAUGGAAAAGGGGGAAGGAAUGGUUGGGAGUUAACUCAAUGAAUGCUCAGCAUGAAAAAGAAAAAACAAACAAAUCUGGAAAGCAAUGUAUGUACCUCCGUACCCACUUCCUUUCACUGCAGUCUGUCACAGAAUCACAGAAUGUGUCACAGGUUGGAAGGGACCUCCAGAGAUCAUCUGGUCCAGCCCCCCUGUUCAAGCAGGGUCACCCCAAGCACGUUACAUGGGAUCCCAUCCAGACGGGUUUUGAGCAUCUCCCAAGAAGACACUCCACAAGCUCUCUGAGCAGCCUGUUGCAGUGCUCUGUCAUCUGAACCGUAAAGAAGUUCUUCCUCAUAAGAGGAUGAAACCUCCUCCUCGUGGCUCUGUUUCACUUGCUCAGAAAUCCAUUCUGAAACCCACCAGCUGAACCGGGAACAAUUACUAAUGUAAUGUGUCUAACUGUGGGUGACCCGUUUGGUGAUAAUCUGGAGCUGAGUAAUAAUAGAGCGGUGCACUAAAAGUGAGGAGGGAGGUGGCUCGGGGACAUGGUGUGGCAAACAGCUAGAGAGGAGGAAGUUGGAAGUGAUGGGAGGAGGUUCCGGGAUCUGGUGGAGCCAAUAAAACGACCCAUCUACGACAUGUCUGGUGGGGAACCCGAUGGCUAACAAAGACUGGACUGUCUGCUAGUGAAGUGCAAGCGCCUCUAGAGCCACAGGAAUGAGAUAUCCUGGGAUGCGUAAGAGCAACAGCAUGUGUAAGGUUCAAUUGCUUGAGAAAGAAACAAAUCAUGAAAGAAAUGGUCAAGGCCACACUUGCUCCUUAUUGCAAUGCAUCUCUUUGGUGUAAUUACACAAAACUAGAAUAGCAUCGUUCCUUGCGCCAGGAACCGCUCUGCUCGGCUGUGGGAUCGACUGUGGAACAGAUGCCCAUCAGUGCACCCCAAGCAUUUUCCUCGGAGGGGUCUCCGCUCUCAGCUGCUCACCAGGACCUCCUGAAGCUGUGGACAAAUGAUAUUAAGUGAUAUUUUCUUGUGGUAUGAAUGAGAAUUGCAAGAGGCCUCUCUGCAUGGCGGUGUGGUAGUGCUGUGCGAGUGAGAUGCAGCAUCUCUGCGAAGCAACAUCCCUAGUGCUUAGUGGUUUGUUGAGUGGUGUAGAUUCUAGUAGGCACGCUGCUUUUACGUAACUCUGCAUGUGAUUUUCACUUUGUUGCUUCUUGUACCGUGCAUCCUGCAAUAUCUGCGGUGAUUGUUAGGCAAUCUAUCGAAAGCAUUUGGUUAAUGAAAAAUAAAAAAGGGGGAAUUGUGGAAAAGGAAUUUGCAGGUAGCUCUGCGCUGUUUCACACGUCCCCGAAUGAGAGAUAAUGAGGAAACCAGCAGUAGAAACAAAAACUUGAGCAAGGUUGAGAUAAAGGCAGUUGGCUACAGUGUUGAAGAUGAUCUCUGGGGCAGUGGCCAACUGCUGGCUGGCUCGAAGCACGUGUCUGAGGGUCUCUAACCAAUUGUAUGAGAGAUUUGGGCACGUGGACAGCGCGUGGAGCUACGGGGAAAGUAUAUGUAGUAGUGAAAAAGGGCAAGAAAGGCCUCCUGUUGAAGAGCCAUCAGGAGUCUGUGUCUUGCAUCCCUUCACCUAGCUUAGCACGUGUACAGAGGUCCAGCGCCUAACUCAGAAAUAAUUCUUUAAAGUCAAGCAACAGGGCUUUGGUUGAAACAACAUGGGAAGCUCCUCCUGUUCUGUAUUCUGGGGGAAUACACUUUUCCCUGCAGUGUAUUCCCCAGGACAUUUAGUACCUGUUGGCUGAAGACAAACGCACAACAGAGGGUACCCCAACACAGACGGGCAGCAGGUUCUUGUGCGUCACCUUUGAGCCCGAGCCUGAGCACGGAGCUGCUUUACGAAGCCCAGGCACGAGAUGAGUGCAGCGAUGUCACAGGGUGAACGGUCCACUGGGAAGACCCUAGCGGGCACGAUGGAGUCACGGGACGUGACCCCGCAGAAGGGCUCUCUCCAGCUCCUCGUGAAGAAACGGGAGUCCGCCAGUGCCACAAGCCCCAGCGUGGUGCGCCAGCGCCCACCAGUGCCACGGGCACGGUCACGUUCACGGAAGAGACGCAUCCGUGUCAAAUCCGUGGAAAUACUGCGGGCACACGGUCGGCUCAUGGAGACGAUCGAGGAGGAGCCCCUGGACAGCUCGGGCGAGAUCGAAACCUUCCCCGUUGCUGUCAAGGAGGUUGAGAGCCACUUGGAGAGCCUGGGUGGCAGGAAGGGAGCAGAGAGUGCGAGGACCUCCCUGUCACCAGCUCGGACUAGCGAGCCUGAGAGCAAUCCAGGCGUAGCGGAGUCCACUGUUAAGAGGAGGAGGGCAGUCUCUGAGACGCUCUCAGAAACCGGAGAAAACAGCAAUGCCAAAGUUUCAGGGGGUGGUCGCAAACUUCUGAGAGGACUUCGAGAAGCGCGCCCUCCGAAGCCUGGCAAGACGCUGCAGCUCUUUGAGGAGAAUGCCUCCUUAAAGGAUAAAGAGUCUCUUCCUCAAGCUGCAGCGUCUGAAGCAGAGAAGAGGAGCUGCUUUGCCAAUAAUAUUUCCGAGGAGACCAAGGCCUGCACUGCGCCUGGCGGCCUGGGCACAGGCAGGAUGCACUCUGAGAACAGGCAUACCGCCUCCUCGAGGAUGAGCGAUGCUCGUUGCCAGCAGGAGCAGAAAACUGCACAGUUUCUCAGAUACACAGAAUCUGUCCACUGGAGAAGUGAUGAAAAGUGCCCAAAAGUUGAAGGCGGUAUGAACCAGCCAUUUAUAGCGGCAGAGAAGAUGGAAGCGCUAAGACGGCCAAAAUCUACAAUGUCUUCAGUGGCUUCCAGGAUGAAAGCAAUUAAUGCAAUCCUCAAAAAUCAACAACUUCCUGUAAGAGGUCCACGCCAUCUUGAAGCUGGUGCACCAAAUCCGGAGUGCAAAAGAAAGGAAUCCUCUGUGAUCCAGGUGUUUCCGAAUCUUAAGGAGCCACAGAGGAGGGAGCCAUUACGCCAGCCGAUAAAGAAAAUCAAUUCUGCAGCUUCCAGACUGAAGGCCAUCAAUGAAAUGCACAAGAGCCAAAGUAAUCUUCUAGGAUGGCCAAACCAGCAAGAAGCUGCUUUAGUGGCUUACGAUAUGCAGUGGCGUGAAACCCCAGAAUGCGAUGGAAAGAACAAAGACGAAGCCCUCGCAGGCCACGUGUUGUGCAGCAAUGCACAUCACGUUUCCAAUAAAAACCUGUAAUGACUUAAAAGUAA